Messenger RNA from Oncorhynchus mykiss (rainbow trout), 3664 nucleotides. RefSeq names its product anoctamin-10. Gene Ontology annotation, biological process: chloride transmembrane transport. Gene Ontology annotation, molecular function: chloride channel activity. NCBI's taxonomy places the organism in Eukaryota, Metazoa, Chordata, Actinopteri, Salmoniformes, Salmonidae. Gene Ontology annotation, cellular component: plasma membrane. The record is from RefSeq and is a predicted model, not a curated record.
GCCUGUCAGGGAGGAAAAAUAAACGCAGUGAGCAGAGCUCCACACCCUGAAGGGAAGGAGAAGUUUCACUGCAUUCCUGUCCUGCAACUCAACUUUCAAUCAACCAUCUGCAAGGACAGAUCCGUAGUGUGUAAGUGUGUGUGUUUAGGUCUGUGUUCAGGACCCCUGACCAGGCCCCACCUUUAUUUCAGGACAACUGUGUGUGUGUAUGUUCGUGUGUGUGUUGUCUUUGCUAUUGUGUGUGUUCAAACAUCAUACUGGAGGGGGUGUGGUCCAGCUAUCCACAUACGCCUAUUGACCUAUACCUCAGCGCCCUGUCAGGGAGAUGAUGACAUCACUAGGUGAUAAAGGUGAAGGCCACAGGGAGACAACGGCAUUGCUGGGUAAUGAAGAUGAAGGCUCCGUCCAAACCCAGACGAAGGUCCUGAACCAGGGCUCCUGGACGCAGGUCAGCUGUCCCUGCUGUGUGUCUGAGCAGGUGGAGCCCCUGGUCCUCAUUCAGCUUUCAGACAACAUCCAGCCUGUCACCAAGAGGUGGCUCAUCUCCCUGAUCGAGGUGUCCGAGAGAGACGGAGGCGCAGCGUUGCUGGCCCACCCUGGAGAGGAUGAGUGUGGGGAUGUGAUCGUGGUGUCUGCUCCUCGCUGCACCCUCCUCAGAGCCACAGAGGACUUGGGUCUGUGUAAGAAAUACCACAAUGGAGACAUGGUUGCUUUCUCCUACAAUGACAGAGACAACUUCAGAAAUGUUGAUGACAUGCAGGAGUUCCUGACGCUAGCGGAGCGUCAGUACAUAGUCAAGUAUGAGCUGGACUUUCUAAGGGCCCAGAAGGGGCAGAAAAUCCCUGGAGUCCCUGAGUCUCAGGGGGUCCUGAAGGCCAGGGAGAACAUAUGUCAGAAGCUAGAGAAGGCGGGAGUGAUAAAGGACAUCUUCCCUCUGCAUGACAAGCAGAGACUGACAGACCUGUGCAGAAACUGGUACUCUGGGAAGCAGAUAUGGGGACAGCCUCUUGACUCUAUCCAAGCCUACUUCGGAGGCACCGUGGGGUUUUACUUCAGUUUUCUGGACUUCUACACCUGGGCUCUGGUGCCCCCUGCUAUCCUAGGCCUGGUGCUGACCUUUCUGCUGCCUGGAGGUGGAUCAGGAGCUGGAGUUGUAAAGGAGCAGGCUGGGGGGGUGGUAGAGGUGGACGACAGCCCCUCGGUCAGCGGUCACAUGGUACAGGCCGUGUUCAGCAUGUUGUGGUCCACGCUGGUCAUGGAGUUCUGGAAGCGACGCAGCUCCUCCCUCUCCCACCGCUGGGGCUUGCUGCACCUGGCCGAGCGCUUCGCUGAGCCCCGCCCUGGUUUCCACGGCACCCUGGGGAUCAACCCUGUGACCGGGCGGCUGGAGCCCCUGUUCCCGGAGUGGCAGAGGCAGCUGCGUGUAGGCCUGGUGUCUGUGCCCCUGGUGGGGUUCUUCCUGGGGAUGGUGGUGCUGGGUAUGACAGGGUUCUACCACGGAGAGGCACUGGCACAGGGCUUCCAUCAGGACAGCGACUCCCUGUUCUCUGGAGCUCUGCUCUACCUGCCCUCUGUGGCUCACAUCAUCUACACCAACAUGCUGGGGAAUGUGUACCGCACUGUGGCCAUGCAACUCACCGAGUGGGAAAACCACAGAGAGGAGUCCUCCUUCCAGAACCAUCAUACCACCAAAGUCCUCCUGUUCACUUUCUUCAACUACUUUGCUGUGCUAUUUCACAUUGCCUUCUACAAACAAGACCUUUCACUUCUAAGGAAGAGGCUUGCGUCUCUGCUAAUCGUGACCCAACUGGUGAACCAGUGUACAGAGGUGGUGGUGCCGUUCAUAGUGGACCGCUUCUUCAGUGCUCCUCAGAAGAAGCAGCAGGAGGAUGACCCAAAUGUGGACAAACUCAGAGCCCAGAGAAGCCUGCCCCCUUUUCCAGGCCUAUUUGCUGAGUACAUUGAGUUGCUGGUGCAGUUUGGGUAUUUGAGUCUGUUCUCCUGUGUGUACCCGCUCACCGCCGUCCUCCUGCUCCUCAACAACGUCACAGAGAUCAGAGCAGAUGCAUACAAGAUCUGUAAACUGUUCCGAAAACCCUUUUCAGCCCCUGUGUCCAACAUAGGAGUGUGGCAGACAGCGUUUGAGGUUCUGGGGUUUGUUUCAGUUAUGUCUAACUGCUGGCUGUUGCUACUGUCUCCUCGGGUCCGGGAGUUCUGUCUGGAGGGAGGGAUUAGCGGCAGAAACAUCAUUCUCUUCGCCAUUCUGGUCGAGCAUGUCCUGAUCCUGGUCAAGAUGAUUCUUGCUUUUAUGAUCCCAGACGAACCAGACUGGGUCAGAAUCAAGAGGGAACAGAUUGAGUUUCACUCCAUGCAAGCUCUUGGGCAGCAGAAGCUCUAAAGGUUGUGGAACCCCCAGUGGUGGAAAAGUACUCAAUUGUCAUACUUGAGUAAAAGUAAAGAUACCUUAACAGAAAAUGGCUCAAGUAAAAGUGAAAGUUACCCAGUAAAGAACUACUUGAGUAAAAGUCUAAAAGUAUCUGGUUUUAAAUGUACUUAAGUACAGUGGUAGAAAAAGUACUACAUUGUCAUACUUGAGUAAAAGUACAAAGUAAAAGUAAAUGCUGUACAUAAAAUUCCUUAUAUUAAGCAAACUAGUUGGCACUAUUUUCGUGUUAUUUUUAAUUACGGACAGAAAGGGGCACACUUCAACACUCAGACAUAAUUUACAAACACAGUAGUUGUGUUUUGUGAGUCCGCCAGAUCAUAGGCAGUAGGGAUGACAAAGUGUUAUAUUGAUAGGUGCCAUAAUUCUGCUUGAGCAUUCUAAUUGUAAUGAGUACUUUUGUGUGUUAGGGAAAAUGUAAGGACUAAAAAGUACAUUCUUUUAUUUAGGAAUGUUGUGGAGUAAAAGUAAAAGUAGUCAAAAAUAAAAAUAGUGAAGUACAGAUACCCCAAAAAACUACUUAAGUAGUACUUAAAAGUAUGUUUACUUAAGUACUUUACACCACUGGGAACCCCUGAGGGGAAGUCCAUAAUCUGUCUCCUGUUGCCCUUCAAAUGUUGGUCUGGACCUGGGGGCUCAUUAGAAUCAGCUGCCAUGGCGAUGAGGGAGAGGAGGAUCCUAAGAGAUGUCUGUCUGACCUCUAAACCUAAAUCCUGGAGCCUGCCAGAGUCUGCCCUGAGAAGCUCUGUCAGUCUCAGUAUCUCACCCUGGAGGACUGCUCUAGUCAUAACUAGAGAAGUCUCUCAUGUCAUGGAAGAUGGCAGGGGUGUCAAACUAAUUUUGGUCCGGGGGCCAUUUGGUCUUCAUCGAGGUCCGGAGAGCUGCACUGAAAAUGUGCUAUAUUUCCUCACUGUCAAAACGUGCAAAAAAAUCUUCUCUAUUGUUUUUGAAAAUGUUACUCCUUGUCUGUCUAGCUUUCAUUUCGGUGAUUUGCUGGACACACUCAAGAAACUGUAAGAAUGUAGGCCCAUUAGCAUUUCUACACAGUUUCAAUGUUGUUUUAGUCAUUUCAAAGUAUAAUGAGUUUGAUUCCCCCUUAAAAAUGCAUAAUAAUAAUUUUUAAGAAUAAUAUAUACGGUACCAGUCAAAAGUUUGGACAAUAAUAAUUUAAAGAAUAAUAUAUAUAUAUAUAUAUAUAUACAGUACCAGUCAAAAGUUUGG